GGAUGACGCGAUCGAAGUAGUCGGAAGUGAAAGUUGAUGGGUGGACAUUUAUAAAAUAAUUUCGAAACGGUUUGAACACGGAUUAGAAACUUAUUAGUUCUUUGUGAUUUAUAGUGUGUUCAUAUUUUUAAGAAGAAAUCAUGGCGAAGAUGAAUGAUAAAGAGCAAAUACUUGAGGCGUACAACGAUGUUAGAAAUGACGAAACGGCAACUAACUGGUGCUGUUUGAAGUACGAUGAAUCCAACACGCUCAGUUUGGACAGCAUGGGCGAGGAGUUUGAUGAGCUGAAAGCCAAAUUUGGAGAGGAUGAACGGGUGUACGCGUUUCUGCGAGUCCAGACUGGUGAUGAAAUGAGCAAGCGAAUGAAAUUUGCACUGAUAAUGUGGGUCGGCCCUCGCGUUUCCGCCAUGAAGAAGGCCAAAAUGAGCACAGAGAAGGCAUUUGUUAAACAAGUCUUCUUGAACUUUGCCGUCGAGAUGUUAUUUGACGAUCUUCACGACGUAAAAUACGAGAAAAUCCGAGAAGAGAUGAUCCGAGCUGGUGGGGCCAACUACGGCACAGGGAGAUCAUAAUGUUUCUAGACCUUAGACCCUUAGUUUUAUAAGUUGUUCAUUGUCAUUUCAUCGAUUACAUGGAAUUCCACAACAACGAUUCGACACUCGACUUUGUUCAUGAAAAAUGCUGAGUUUUUGAAAACUGUUAUCUGUGAAAAUGUGUGCAAUAUAUGAAUGAUUUUGAUGUUAUUUUAAUAAAAAAAAAAUGAAGAACAAUAACAGCAACUUGAAUACAACUACAAGCGUUUUGGUAUGUUGUAAAAUUUCACAAACUGACUUCAUGACAUAUUAUACAUGUAUAUUUAAACGUCUCUGUAAACAUUCCAGCCUGUUAAGGUAAGCCAUUCAUCAUUAGGAUGCAAAUAUGUGUUACUAGUAGUACAUUUUAGAUAUUAACAUGGAAAGUAUUGCUAUGUUUAAUUUAUAUUGAUUAACCAUUAUGUCAUUUUUGCCUGAAUAUCAUUUUUGAAUAACACGAUAUUGACGCUUAUAUUAAGAUAUGAUAUAUUAAAGGGAGGUAAUAAAAUAAAUUUUCACUAUGAUUAUAAAGCAAUUUUAAAAAUUUGUUUCUCAAAUGACAUUCUGUCUGUAUAAAAAGGCUGUCCAUGAAAACCUUUUGACACUUAAUAUUAUGCAAUUGUAAAAUGAAACAUUAGCAUUGUUUGUAUGUAUGAUGGAUGGUUUACCUUAUUACUCUCUGUUGUGAUGUUUCAGUAAACACUUCAACAAUAUCAUCCUGUGUACAUAGCCAAUAAGUUAUGGACAAAACUGUAUCUAUUUGUAUCUUAAAUGCUGAUUAAUAAAUAUUUUGUUUA
Molecule: messenger RNA, 1369 nt
Organism: Mya arenaria
Lineage: Eukaryota; Metazoa; Mollusca; Bivalvia; Myida; Myidae
Product: coactosin-like protein
Exons: 4
Coding region: 141-572 (143 amino acids)
Biological process (GO): regulation of actin filament polymerization
Cellular component (GO): actin filament; site of polarized growth; cortical actin cytoskeleton
Molecular function (GO): actin filament binding
Source: RefSeq, a predicted model, not a curated record